This is a messenger RNA of Anopheles bellator, 367 nucleotides long. RefSeq lists its product as uncharacterized. The transcript has a single exon. Gene Ontology annotation, biological process: carbohydrate metabolic process. Lineage: Eukaryota; Metazoa; Arthropoda; Insecta; Diptera; Culicidae. Gene Ontology annotation, cellular component: lysosome. The record is from RefSeq and is a predicted model, not a curated record. The annotation marks the transcript as partial. Gene Ontology annotation, molecular function: alpha-mannosidase activity; carbohydrate binding.
UAUCUGAACAGCUUCCGUAAUAUUUAUUCUGUCAUCGCUCAACAGCUGCCUCCUAAUGUCAAUCUACUUACGUUGGAGCCGUGGAAAGAUGGAAAGCUACUAGUUCGGUUCGAACAUAUCUUCGAAACGGGUGAAGACUCAGUCUACUCGCAGGCAGUUCGAUUUAACAUUCGUGAUGUUUUCUACGCUCUGAACAUUGAAAGCAUUCGCGAGACCACCUUAGGCGCCAACCAGUGGAAGGAAGACUCACGACGUUUGCAAUUCAACGUCGAAUCUAAUGACAUCAAACGGGAGGAGCAGUCAGACGAGGUUGAGUUCAGGCAAAAUAAUGACGAUUUCUCCAUUGAACUACAACCUAUGGAGAUUC